This is a messenger RNA of Anthostomella pinea, 336 nucleotides long. The record is from the annotation of a GenBank genome assembly. NCBI's taxonomy places the organism in Eukaryota, Fungi, Ascomycota, Sordariomycetes, Xylariales, Xylariaceae.
AUGUCAGCAGGCCAUCCCACUACAGGCUACCCCAGUACAUAUGCAGAUGGCGACGAGAAGGUCUACAGCCAGCAUGACAUCCAGAAUGAGCAGAGACACCAUUCCAAGAAGGCCACUGGUUACAUGCCGAAGGAGGAUAUCCCAGACAAAGUCAACGAGAGAUACAAGUCGGAGCCUGGAUAUGCGGCCACUAUGCAUGGAAAUGAGCCCUCCAGGGGAGCAAAGAAGGAUGCUGAGAUUCAGGCUGAGGAGGAGGAGAUCAUCAACAGGAAGAAGCAGAAGACUGACUCACUGGUCGGCAAGAAGCCCCCGAAGGUGUUGGGGGUUGUCGAGUAG